Messenger RNA from Macrobrachium nipponense, 1282 nucleotides. Its product is annotated as nuclear pore complex protein Nup107-like. The transcript is spliced from 8 exons. The record is from RefSeq and is a predicted model, not a curated record. NCBI's taxonomy places the organism in Eukaryota, Metazoa, Arthropoda, Malacostraca, Decapoda, Palaemonidae. Gene Ontology annotation, cellular component: nuclear pore outer ring; nuclear pore. Gene Ontology annotation, molecular function: structural constituent of nuclear pore. Bases 1 to 1092 code for a protein of 363 amino acids. Gene Ontology annotation, biological process: post-transcriptional tethering of RNA polymerase II gene DNA at nuclear periphery; mRNA export from nucleus; protein import into nucleus.
AUGAUUGAAGCCAUUGAGCGGGGUGAUGUGGAACAAGUGGCCAGAUAUACUUCUGUGUUACCAGCUUGGCUACAAGUAGAAUGGUAUGCCCGAUUUCUUCACAAUAUCACGGAUGAUGACCAUCGUCGUCAUGCCCUCAAAUUAGCUGCGGAUGUUGGGUUAGAUACGAAUACUAUAACAGCUACUGUUGUAACAAACAUAAGGCUCUCAUCAAGUAAUAGAGACCCAGAGGGACAGGUGUUAGCAGAAACCACAGCAGAGGAUAGAGUUAAAAUAAAUGCAAUCGACUGGCUUUUAUAUGACAAGAGGCAACGAACUGAAGCACUCCGUCAAGCUAAUGCCCUAAUGAGAAGCUUCCUAGUUUCCCGCAAAAUUGGUGCAACUAGAGUUCUGUUUAACAAGAUACCAAGUGAUUCUGUGAACAUUGUUGUGCAAGAACAUGAGGAGGAAACUGGCUCUCCAGAUCUAUCAGGAGAAACAGAAAAUAUCGUGCGUGAAUACUUUUGCAUAAAAACAUUCUUGGAUGCUCAAGAAUCGUUCACAGAUUGGUUUGACCAUUACCAUCAAAAGAGGCCAGUUGCACCUGAAAAACCAUCUGUAGGGGUUAGUUUUCCACAAGAAGUAGCUUAUGAACAAGCUAGUAAGCAGCACCAGGGUGAACUUGAUCGCUGGAAGCAAACACUAAAACUUAUAACUAAGACGGCCUGUGAACGUUUGUACAACGUACUGCUUUUUCCUGAGGGUGGAUGGUUAGUAGACUCAGGAUUAGAUGACCAAGAACCUGACACCACUGGGGUGGGUGGUGAUGAAGAACUCAUGCCAGAAUCUCUGGAGCCUGACCGAAAGCAUCAACUGUCUGUCCUCAGAUCUAUUUAUAUACCUCAGGUUGCCUCUUUGUUGCAAAAUAUCCUUCACUCCACAGAAAGUUUUAAAGAAGCACUCCAGUUGGCUGAUAUUAUAGCCUCCGAAAAGCAUCAGUUGUACAAGGCAUUUGGGACUUGCGAGUUGCAGCGAUUUCUUGUGAAGCUUCAAGAAACCUCAUUAGAACUGCUUGAUAGAAAUUGUGAUGCUUUAGGUUACCCCCUUCAGUAACCGAAAGAAGUAUGUUUUAAAUUGUGAAGUAUUGCUAGAGAAGACUAAUGGAUGAAAAUGAAAUAUGUACUUGUCAUUUUGUGGAAACAAGUAUUGUGCUGUUUUUUUCAGUUUUAUGAAGACAUGUUUAAAUUGUAGAGAAACUAUUGUUGUCAGAUGUGAUUUUUGUAAUUUUAUUGGUAAGAACUAA